AUGGGUCACGAAGCUAACACAACUUGCAGAGACUCCGACAAAUCGGAGCUCUGCCAUGACCUGCGGACGUUCGCUGCGAGCACGGACCCGGCGCGAGGCAUGACCGGAUCCGUGCACGCACACUUCCUCGGACCGCCGUACCUGUCCGACACACAAGCAGAACGGGCACGUACCUGCAGGCUUGCAGACCUCCGGGGAGACGCUGUGGCUGGGAAUGCGGAGCCGCGCGGUUCGCCUCCAUCCUCGAAGCCGGACGCCGACUCUGCGAAGACGCUGGUGGCGUUCCUGGCGGGAGGCCAGGGCCGCUCUCGUCGCUGCUGGGCGCGCCAAAAAGGCCAGAAGAAGAAGCGUGACAGGCGGGGCGGGGGCACUCUCGACGCACUGUCGUGGCCGGCCUGGCACGUCGGCGGGGGGCUCCUGCGCUGCGUGUGCCUUGGCGCGUCUGCCCAGCAGCCCUAUGACGUCGCGCUAUCUCGCACGGGUGAUGAGAAGCAGGGCGUGUGGGAAGAGGGCCGGGAGAGUUGGAACCCAGCCGUGCGUGCGUCCGCGCGCGCAGGGCGUGCAUCAUGCAUCAUGACACAAACUGUCGCCGCGGACGCGCUGCGCCAACGUUCGCGGGAGUGCAUCGAAGCCUGCGCGCCGUUCCAGAAGCCCUCGGGGGCAGUUGCGGUGGACCUGGGCAGCGGGCGAGCAGCGUGA
Molecule: messenger RNA, 699 nt
Organism: Trametes versicolor FP-101664 SS1
Lineage: Eukaryota; Fungi; Basidiomycota; Agaricomycetes; Polyporales; Polyporaceae
Exons: 2
Coding region: 1-699 (232 amino acids)
Source: RefSeq, a predicted model, not a curated record